This is a messenger RNA of Ananas comosus (pineapple), 1496 nucleotides long. RefSeq names its product junctophilin-1-like. The record is from RefSeq and is a predicted model, not a curated record. The transcript is spliced from 4 exons. Lineage: Eukaryota; Viridiplantae; Streptophyta; Magnoliopsida; Poales; Bromeliaceae. Bases 230 to 1462 code for a protein of 410 amino acids.
AAGACCCAUUCGUCGCAUCUCCUCACCCUCUCUCUCUCUCGCUCUCUCUCUCUCUCUCUCUCUCUCUCUCUCGCGUACUUCGAUUUCGAUCUCAAAAACUCUCCCCUUUCACCCAGUCUCAUCUCGUCUCCUCCUCUUCCCUUUCUCUUCGCCAUGAAUCCCCUCUCCCGAGAUCGAACGCGGAUCCAGUGAGAACCGAAACCCUAGGAGCGGAAUCGAGGAGGCGACAAUGGAGGCGCCGAAGAGCCAUGGCGCCAAGCUCUCGCGCACCCCCUCGUCCCUCCUCCGCUCCCCAACCCUCCGCUCCUCCUCCUUCCACAGCCUCUCCGCCAUUGACGACGACGAGGAGGUCGAGAAGAAGAAGCCCCACCGCCCCCACCCCAUCCCCAACCCCAACCCCAACCCCCCCAACCCCAACCCCAACCCCCACCCCCGAACCCUCCUCCCCCUCCUCCUCCCCCUCCCCUUCCUCCUCCUCAUCUUCUUCCUCAUCUUCUACCUCCGCGACGACUCCCCGAUCCUCGGCAACCUCGUCCUCGCCUCGGCGCUCGUCGUCCUCGCCUCCGUCGCCGCGCGCAAGUCCCGAUCCCUCUGGCUCCGCCGCCGCGGCGGCGCGUUCCGGCGCGGCGAGUCGGUCCAGUGGUUCAUCGGGGACGCCGACCGGGCUCUGCGGAAGGAGAAGAGCAACGGGAGGGUGGUGCGCGAGGGGGUGGAGUUCUACAGCAAUGGCGAUUGCUACGAGGGGGAGUUCCACCGCGGCAGGUGCAACGGGAGUGGGGUUUACAACUUCUUCGCCAAGGGGAAGUACGAGGGGGAUUGGAUCGAUGGGAAAUACGAUGGGUAUGGGAUCGAGAGCUGGGCGAGGGGGAGCCGAUACAGGGGACAGUAUCGGCAAGGGUUGCGGCACGGAUUCGGCGUGUACAGGUUCUACAGUGGGGAUAGCUAUGCGGGUGAGUGGGUGAGUGGGCAAAGCCAUGGAAUUGGGGUUCAGAGUUGCUCCGAUGGGAGCUCCUAUUUCGGGGAGUUCAAGUGCGGGGUCAAGCAUGGCCUCGGCUACUACCACUUCAGGAAUGGUGAUCGAUACUGUGGAGAAUACUUUGGAGACAAGAUUCAUGGUUUUGGUGUCUACAACUUUGCUAAUGGUCACUGUUACGAAGGUUCGUGGCACGAAGGCAAGAAACAAGGCUUCGGAAUGUACACAUUCCGCAACGGCGACACAAGAUCAGGAGAGUGGGACUCUGGCAUUUUACAGAACCCUCUCCCCCCGUUGGACCCUGCUGUUCAACGAUCCGUGCAGGCUGCUCGAAAGGCUGCGGAGAACGCAAUUCGCCUUCUGCGAGUUGAUGAGCAGGUGAACAAGGCAGUCACGGCUGCAAACAGAGCCGCCACUGCUGCUCGAGUUGCUGCCAUAAAGGCCGUGCAGAACCGUAUAGAUGGCAAGUUUUGCGACACCAAUGUCUAAGGCGGCUAAGCUUCGGGUUUUUUUUUUUUUUUUU